AUGUGGAGGAGGAUCUGGAGCUCUGACUUUUGCUGGUUCCUCCCCUGCAGGGAUCAGCAGAUUCCCUCGGAGAGCUCGCCCAUCACCUGCAGCCUUCGCCGCGUGCACACCACGCCCAACACCAUCACCAACCUCAGCGUGCCCAGCGUGCCAGUGCCCACCGAGUGCCUGGUCUGCUCGGAGCUGGCCUUGCUCAUCCACUUCUUCCCGUGCCAGCACAGCAUUGUGUGCGAAGAGUGCUCCAGGAGGAUGAAGAAGUGCAUCAAAUGUCAAGUGACGAUAACCAAAAAGCUGAAACAAGGUACGGCCUGCCUGAAAAAACUCUAUGUCCUGAAAUACUCCCAGAUAGUUUUAUUUAGAAUAAUUGGUUUUGUUUCUAUUUUGCUGCUGCUUGGGGCUGUGGGGAGGGUCCUACACACUGUGUAAAAAUCAGCAGAAGUG
This is a messenger RNA of Malurus melanocephalus (red-backed fairy wren), 441 nucleotides long. RefSeq names its product E3 ubiquitin-protein ligase MIB2-like. The coding region runs from base 1 to 426 and encodes 141 amino acids. NCBI's taxonomy places the organism in Eukaryota, Metazoa, Chordata, Aves, Passeriformes, Maluridae. The transcript has 2 exons. The record is from RefSeq and is a predicted model, not a curated record.